AUGGAGGAAAGCGAUAUAUCUAGCGACGAAAAACCAAUAUAUUCACAAAUACAGAUUUAUAGACCGCCUCCGGUGAGUUUUUUUUUUCUGGUUUUCUUUUUUAAUUUAUCUUGGUCCCGCAGCGAAGGUCAUAUUGUUCGGCGCUUGGAUACUUUCUGAAAAGUGGCCUGAGAUUUUUUCUGAUGUACAAAAUGAAGAUCCAGAAAGUCACAAGCUUGAAAAUUUGCUAGUCUCAAAACUUAUUUUUUUGAAACUUCUAAUGGUCCCACAAGGAAGGUGGUUCAACUUUAAAAUCGAGAACGCUCUGCAAAUCUGUCAGAAUACUAUGUGAGGUGUGGUUAAAAUCCGAAAAGUCACUAGGCUUUUAUUAGAAAGAAGCUUAGAAAACAAACAAAACCAUCAUGAGUUUUUUUUUUUGAAAACGAAGGAUUUUUGAAGCUUGAGACUGCUUAUAUGUUCAUCUUGUACUUCAGAGAGUAUUCAGGCCUAUUUUUUUUAAUCUUCAAGCGCAAAAUAAAAUAACCUUCCUCGUCGAAAAAAUUUCCCUUUCGAAACCGAUCAUUUUCAGAUUCGCUACACCCCAAUGUCGAUUGGGGUCAGGAAAAUCGUGAAAUUUUUCGCGCCCACACAAAACUUUGUAAAUAUUAUUGCAAACAGUAUCAAGAUGCAUGGCGCGGUUGAAAUUCGUCGGAAGAAUGCCUUGCAAAAAGGUUUUUUUUUUAGUUUUCAGGAAAAAAAGACAGGAGGCUUUGUAUUGAGAACCGAUAACUUGGAAAAAAUUCUUAGGAACUCGAGAGUGGUCCCUAGACGGGGCAACUUUAGAGGCCAUUGUAGGGUCCUCUCUAGGGAAAACUUUACCAACCUCUAUAGUGGCCUCUAAAGCUUGCUAAAGCGGUCCCUAUAGGGGACAUGCUAGUCGAUAAUAGUUAUGAACUCUAAGCGAAGACGCAUUUCCACAGGAAAAACUGAAUAAAUAAGCGUUUUUUGAAUGAAUGACCCCUAUAGGGUCCACUUGAGCUUUAGGGGCUAAGGGGUCAGACCCUAAACUCCAAUAGGGGCCACCUUAAUUUUACCCCUAUAGGGACAACUUUUUCGACCCCUACAUGGGCCAUUUCCCCCCUAAUCCCUCUAGGGACCACUCUGGAAUUUCUUAGAAGGGCCGACUGAAGAGAGCCAGAUUUUUUGAGAAGUCACUCUAGUGUUUCGUUGAUUUUAUGAAGUGCGGCCUUUGGAAAUCUCUGAUGAACGUUAUUUUUUGAAUUUUUCAAGUGUUUUUUUGAGAUCCAAACUGUUUUCAUGAACAAAAAUGAGGAUGAAAAGAGGAAAAUCGAGAAAAAAUAGACAAACAGCCCUUCAUUUUUCAGGGCUGUUUGCUGUGAGAACCUUCAAAAGGUCAAUGAUUCUGAUGCCGCCAAUACGGACCCACGCCUACGUACCGAAAGAGUUGAAACGCUAUUUCGGAGCUCUGAGACCGAACGAAAUGCUCUUCAAUCCGGUGCGAGCCAAGUUCGGGACGCUUCCGCCGCGACGACCCGCAGAUCCGCGGAGACGACAGCGGCGGAAAAAGCGGGAAGCGCGACGGGCGGCCCGUCUCGGCGAGUCUUUGGAGUCGUCGGAAAGCGAACCCGAAAGGGAAGCCCCCGAGAGGGUCUUCGAGCACGUCACCAUGUGCUUGGACGUCAGCCAGGCGCAGCCCGAGUUCAGAGCGGCGAGGAGGUCAGUUGCAGUCGGGUGGAGAGCCCAGACAGGCCGCGCCCCGGGAAAAUUCCUGAAUCGCCCCCCCCGCCCCAAGGAAAAUUUCGAUUAUGGAGAGAGGAAUCAAAGAAGACUUUGGGGUAAGGCUAUACCUUAUUCUAGAACUCCUCCCCCUUAUAGUGCUAAGUGCGGGAAGAUUCUAGAAUGUCUAGGCAAUCUUCAAAAAUUGCUCUAGAGCCCCCUCUACGGGAAAAUUCGUGAAUCGCCCCCUCCAACAAGGCGAAUUUUUGAUUGGUGCGAGAAGAGGGUGGAAUAAAGAUCUUUUGUUUAGGGGGGUGGGGCAUAUUUUAUUCUAGAAUCCCCCUCAAGUUCUAAGUGCGUGACGAUUCUAAAAUGCCUAGGCAAUAAUCGAAAUUCGCCCCCACUUUUGUAUAAGCAUGGCAAGCCUUUUUCCGGAUUAGCUUCCCCCACACACCCUUUUAGAAUCUGAUCAAAAACGCGGCCUCUCUUCAAAUCGUUUCGAGACAUUCUGGAAUGAUCCUUGCGUCUUUUCGCGUCCCAGGCGAGCCGAAAUUUAGUUAUAGAACUUCUCGGAACCCUUUUUGAAAACAAAAUCUGAACGAAAUCAGUUUUUGAGCUUUUACUGUGCAUUUUCGACACCCGACGUUUUUUUCGGCUUCCUGUUCCGAAUUUUCAUGUUGAUCAAAGCUUCAUAGUCUGUUCAGAUUUUUAAUGUCAAGUACAAUGACGUCAUUCGAAAACGCUCUGUGAGGGUCUCGCUCUCUCAUUGGUUCAAUGCACAAUUAGGGGCGGAGCUUAAUCGACGAAUCGAAAUUUCAAACCUGAACAGACUAUAUCUUUGAGAGAAUUUUGAAGCAAGGUACAAGUAGGUCUAGUAAAUAAAAACAUUUCAGUGGGCCAAUGAAAAUUCGCAGUUUUUCAAGCCUUUUUUCAGAUCUUGCACGCCAAAUAGCAAUCUCGUGUACCUCCAGGAGAAUCAACGGUUCGAGUUCAUAAUGACGGCGUCGAGGGAAAUCGCCUCCGGCGAAGAAAUAACGUUGCCCCAUGAGAGGGACUGUACUCGGUCAGAGACUCCGCUGAGAUGCGCCUGCAACUCACCCCGUUGCUUUCUUGAGGUAUUGGAAGAUUUCGCUUGGUUGAAAAAUGAAAUGAAAGUACUGGAACAAAUCUAGACAUAUAUGAAGACGCUCAAGUGAAGCUACUUAGAAAAACGGGGAUUUUCCACAUUUCAGCUUUUUGCUUAGCUUUUUGGGUUGUUUGAAGGAGCCAGCUGUUUCACGGCAGGCUUGAGCCAUUAAAAAAAGGUCCUGACACGAUAAUGCACGAGAUAGUGCCUGGCUGGUGGAGAGCGCGAACAGGCCACGCCCCUAAGCGUCCCAAGCUAGCCGUGAAUCAGCUCUACCUAUUUUUAAAGGUGCAUGGGUCAAUUUCAUAUGGGUUUCAAGGCGAAUAGUUCUCGGAGCUGAAUGAGAACUUUGAAAAAAGCCGUGACCAGCCAUUUUAACGUCUAGCUUGUUAAAGUAGACACUGCAACAAUUGAAAAUUUGAAUUUGAACGCGAAAUGGUCAUUUCAAAAAAAAAACCUGUUUUUAAAGGCGCAGAAGGUUUUCACGGACUUCUUUCUUUAUUUUUAGUGGGCACUAUAGAGGCUCGCCAAGGACUACUUGGAGAGGACACUAAAGUGGCCACUAAAUCCACCUCUAUAGUGGCCACUAUAUAUGUUCUCUAUUUAGUGGCCAUUUCAGUAGUUUUUCAUCCAGUAUUCCUUCCAGUAGCUCUGAUAAUUUUUAAACAAACAGAUUGGACCAGUUAUGUUGAUCCACACCCUAAAGUGGCCACAAAAUUUUUUAGUGGUCUAUUAUUAGCACUUAGACCCCUAUAGUGGCCCCUAAUUUUUAACACCUAAAGUGGCCACUAACUUGACUACUGGAGUGGCCACUAAAACGUCAAAACCCUAUAGUGGCCACUAAAAAUUUUCCCAGUAAGGUAAUUUAUUUAUUUUUCAGCUUUUACGCCGCAACAAUUUGGAAAUUGAGUGCGAGGCAAACGGAAGAUGA
Molecule: messenger RNA, 3773 nt
Organism: Caenorhabditis auriculariae
Lineage: Eukaryota; Metazoa; Nematoda; Chromadorea; Rhabditida; Rhabditidae
Source: the annotation of a GenBank genome assembly